UCACAUGAAUGUAAGUCUUCUCUCUUUAAAACAAUAAUAUCAUGUAAUAUUGUUGAUAACAAGGAAUCUUGGACUCAAUAUAGAGUUUUCAAGACACAUGAUCGUCAUGGUUCUCUUCCAAAGGAGAUUGUUAGUCAUCCUUUUCUCCAAGAGCUAUAAGUAAAUCACAAAUACAAAUAUAAUUAGAUACCAUUCCAAACUAAUUCAAAAUAUUACUCCUAAUUUGCAAUAAUCAAGCCAGAAACUUCUUAUAUAGAUCAAUACUGGCAGAACUGGAAGUCUUACUUCUUUCCAAAUGUAAGCAAACAAGUCAUUAUUAAAAAAAUCAGUAAAAAAAGGUAAAACAUCUAAUUAUAUAAAGGAGUGUUUUACUCCCUCCUCAUUGUGACACAUAGGAUUCCUGCUAGGAAAGUCACUUCGUAUCAUUGUGCCACGUGUGCCAGUAUUACGAAACUCAUCGUUUCAUUUAUUCGAAGUUUCUUAUUGGGCUCAGUUGUUGAGUUUGAAUUGUUUGGGCCUGUAUGUAUUGAUAAGAAAUAGUCGUCCUCGCCGUCGACAUACUCUGUCUGAGUCCAAGCGUAGAACAUGAUAGAAGCGGCUUAAUCCAAGUGCUGUCUAACUCUCUUAUAUUAUUUGACGAUCUGAAGGCUGUUUGUCGAGUACCGGUUGAGAUACUCAUGAAGUAUUCGCCUCCGUUUGAGAUUGGACCGCACUUGAGAUCGAUUUUGGUUGGGUAAAGACGGGAACGGGAGAUUGAACGGAAGAAAGCGGCGUUGAGAACGUCGGGGACGGUGUCGAGCGGGUUGUAGGGUUGUAGAGUGGAGGAUGGAGAGAGUCAUGGUGGAUCAGCUGGAGUGUUGGGUUUGGCAAGCGAUCUUGAAACAUAUUGUGCCAGGGCACUUGGAAGAUUCAUCCAUUGCUAACAAGAGUCUACCGAGAAAAGACUCUAUGGAAAGGCUUGACUUUGUGAGGACUUUGUUGACUGAUAUAGGAAUAUGUCUUCUCCUUUUGCUUGAAUGUCGUGAUAUUCCAAUUCUAGGCGUUUGCCUUGGCCAUCAGGCACUGGGUUAUAUCUAUGGAGAUUAUGUGGUGCAUGCCCCGGAACCAGUCCAUGGACGAUUAAGUUAUCAGUUGCACAACAUAUGAGAGAAAAGGAUAUUUUUGGGAAGAAGAACUUGAAGAGCCGCUUUUGUUUUAUUGCCAAUCAAGUUCUCAAUAUGUUAUUAGGAGUUAUAUUUUUUUUCCUUCCAGCUUUUAGUUUGAUACAUGGCUUCUUAGAUUCUGUUUGUUGUAUAAUCUCUAUGAGUUUGUCGCUUACAUGGCUUAGACAGUAGUCGAAAAAUGAAAGAGCAAUUAUAUUGUAGGCCACUACAGCAAAUAGUUAACGUUAUAUACAUAAUUUAUGAGAGAUAUAUUUUGCUUAAUGGUUAUAAUUGACCAUACUUGAGUAAGAAAAAGAAAAUC
Molecule: messenger RNA, 1464 nt
Organism: Brassica oleracea var. oleracea
Lineage: Eukaryota; Viridiplantae; Streptophyta; Magnoliopsida; Brassicales; Brassicaceae
Product: aminodeoxychorismate synthase, chloroplastic-like
Exons: 4
Coding region: 826-1146 (106 amino acids)
Biological process (GO): L-tryptophan biosynthetic process
Cellular component (GO): cytosol
Source: RefSeq, a predicted model, not a curated record